GCAGUAUAGCAGGCGCCCAUCGCUACAUAACAAUGAUGUGUAUAUAAUCCCAAGUAAAUCCUACUUUCUAUUGCCCAUCAUGAAAGUAUAUCCAUUCCGCAAUGGUUUAAAGCCAGGGCAUCAGACACUUGGAAAUAGUUAACAUCUUCUUGUGCGCCUCGUAUAAGCCAUAAUGGCUGUGACAAUCUCACAAAUAUCGUUCGAACAUCACAGGGUAGCCUUGGGUAUUGCGGAGGUAUCGCCUCGAAUAUCAUGGAGGUUCGAUGGCACUUCCCCCAAUUGGACGCAGAGCCAGUAUGAAAUCGAACUAUCACGACAUGAGCAGAAUCAGACUGGGCUACCGCAGGUUGAACUAUUUCAUCGCAAUUCCUCAGAUUCAGUCCUUGUACCAUGGCCCACAGUUUCUUUAGCCUCCACGGAGUCGGGUAGAGUCAGGGUUAGAGCAUUCGGCGCUGGAGACGAUCCCGAUACCCCAUGGUCUGACUACGUAGAUGUCGAAACUGGACUCUUAAAUAAGGAAGACUGGUCAGGAGCCCAGAUGAUAAGUGCGAACAAGAAAACAGAAGAAAAUUCCCCCCACCAACCACUGCUCUUUCGCAAAGAGUUCUCCCUGGAUAGUAAUAUUGAGAAGGCUCGAUUGUACAUAGCCGCUUAUGGCAUAUAUGAAGCACAUAUUAACGGCAAGAGGGUCGGAACCUCCGUGCUCGCUAGCGGAUGGCAGUCUUACAAGCAUCGUCUGGUGUACGAUACCUAUGAUGUGACUGAUCUACUACUCGCCGGAGAUAAUGUCCUUGGAAUAACAGUUGGCGAGGGUUGGUAUGCCGGACGCCUAGGGUUUGGGGGAGGCAGUCGCAACAAUUGGGGUGAUACCUUGGGUACAAUGGCUUUGUUGGCUGUUACCUCCAAUGGGGAAACAACAAAAGUUAAAACAGACACGUCUUGGACGGCAAGUACAGGGGCGAUAAUUACCUCGGAAAUUUACAACGGAGAAGUUUAUGACUCGACGCUCGAGCAAGCCGGUUGGUCAGCCCCUGGAUUCUCUGCUCCGGACACAGCAAAAUGGAUUGGGGCAAAAGAGCUCGAAGCACCUUACGAGAUAUUAGUUGCGCCCGAUGGACCCCCUAUUCGGCGUGUUGAAGAGAUCAAGUUGAAGGAGAUAUUAACAAGUCCUAGCGGGAAGACUAUUCUUGAUUUCGGGCAGAACUUCGCAGGAUGGCUCAGACUUACCGUUAAAGGCAAGAAAGGGGAUAUUAUCAAACUAGUACAUACGGAAGUCCUCGAAAACGGAGAAAUUGCAACCAGACCUCUGAGAUACGCUGCCCAAACUGAUUCCAUUACGCUCUCCGGUCAGCGUCAAACGUGGGAGCCAACUUUUACCUACCACGGAUUUAGAUACGUCCAGGUUGAUGGGUGGCCCGAAGAGGAGACUCCGCUAAACAGCGAUUCGGUAACAGCUGUAGUCAUUCAUUCAGACAUGGAGCAAACUGGCUAUUUCGAGUGUUCAGAUCCGCUCAUAAACAAGCUGCAUCAGAAUGUGAGAUGGUCUAUGAAAUCGAACUUCAUUUCUAUUCCUACGGACUGUUCCGCAAGGGACGAGAGACUUGGGUGGACUGGAGAUAGCCAUGCAUUUGCCCCGACAGCCAAUUUUCUCUACGAUACAGCCGGGUUCUGGAGAGGCUGGUUGAAGGACCUUCAUUCGGAGCAGGUAAAAGGUGUACCUCCACUGGUGGUUCCGGCAGUCCCUGCGGUUGGUCCACAAAUUGCAACAGGAGUUUGGGGCGACGCGGUAGUCGCCAAUCCUUUCAAUACGUAUCACGCCUCGGGUGAUCUUGAGGCGUUACGAGAGCAAUACUCUGGAGCUAAAGCCUGGCUCGACGAAGGCAUCCCCAGAAACGAAGCUGGGUUGUGGAAUCGUUCGAACCCUCAACUUGGUGAUUGGCUCGAUCCGCUCUCUCCUCCAGAUAACGCUGGGCAAGCUACUACAAACUCCUCUUAUGUUGCUGAUGCAUAUCUCGUCUAUGUGACGGGACUAGUCGCGGAGAUGGCGUCGCAGCUCGGUCUUGACGACGAUAAAGCCCGCUUUGAGAAAUGGGCUGCAGAUCUCAAGACGGCUUUCAGAGAGGCCUGGGUAGAUUCUGACGGUCUCGUUGCCAACGAGACGCAGACAGGGCUUUUAUUGCCGCUAUACUUCGAUAUAUUCGAAAGCGAUACCCAAGCAAACGCAGCGGCGAGCCGACUGGAAAAGAUUAUUCAAAAUAACAAAUAUCUAGUAGGGACAGGUUUCGCAGGGACACACUUACUUGGCCUCGCCCUGACCAAAUACAAUCUCACCUCCACUUUCUACAAAAUGCUCAGCCAAACAACCGUCCCUUCUUGGUUAUACCAGGUGAAGCUAAACGCAACGACAACCUGGGAGCGAUGGGAUAGUCUUCUCCCAGACGGCUCGCUCAACCCCGGCGAAAUGCUCUCCUUUAACCAUUACUCGUUCGGCGCGGUAGCAAACUGGAUACACCAAGUAAUCGGCGGCUUAGCGCCUGCGGAACCGGGAUGGAAGACAGUUAGAGUGAGCAUAGAGCCGGGUGGUAACAUAACUUGGGCCAAAACCAGCUAUCUAAGUCCCUACGGGAAGAUAUCAACGGACUGGAAGGUUGACGACACAGGAUUCCAUCUGGUGUUAGAAGUGCCGCCUAAUUCAAAGGCGGAAGUAGUCCUGCCUGGUGAAAAGCGCACUCUUUUGGUGGGGAGCGGUCGCCACACCAUCUCCGAUCCUACAUUUCACCUUUGAUCAGUUUGGAAAUUUAGGUAGCAGACUAAGAACAAAUGCGGCUCGCUAGAAAGGCGUUUAUGCUAGGAGGGCAAAUACUUGCGACGUGUCAGAGGCUGCUAAGAGAAGCGUCAAUAAUUAUCCAGGUCAUUAUGAGAAGAAGUUAGUCGGAGUUGGCUAAUGCAAGCUGUCCCGUGUUUCCGAUAUAUCACUACGUUCGAGUAGGUUCUUCAUAGGUACUACUUUAGGCAAUGCAUGCGGUCACUAUUCAAUAAAUAAAGAGUCAGUAUUGAGUAGU
Molecule: messenger RNA, 3062 nt
Organism: Daldinia caldariorum
Lineage: Eukaryota; Fungi; Ascomycota; Sordariomycetes; Xylariales; Hypoxylaceae
Product: glycoside hydrolase family 78 protein
Exons: 2
Coding region: 173-2785 (870 amino acids)
Biological process (GO): carbohydrate metabolic process
Source: RefSeq, a predicted model, not a curated record